Molecule: messenger RNA, 684 nt
Organism: Tigriopus californicus
Lineage: Eukaryota; Metazoa; Arthropoda; Copepoda; Harpacticoida; Harpacticidae
Product: protein no-on-transient A-like
Exons: 3
Coding region: 58-633 (191 amino acids)
Source: RefSeq, a predicted model, not a curated record
GGAACAUAAAUUCCAACUUGCCAUAAACAACAGUGGUAACAAAUCUCUAGAAAAGCCAUGACAAGACUAAGCCUCCUUCAAAGUUUGACAAUAUCCUUUUUAUUUCAACAUAUGUUUCCCACGAGGAGUUAUGUUCUAACACGUCCAAGACACCAUUACUCAUUGCGACCCUUUAAUCGUUUGGCUCCAUUUCACGCUCCAAAAUAUCAUGCUUUUCAUGGAUAUGGACAAGAGACUCGUUCAAGUCUGGUCAAGGCCCUAUCGAACGCCACCUCAAAUCAAGGUGGGAAUGCCAAAAGUUUGGCUUAUGCCAAGGGCGUCCGAGAUCAAGUUGUGGCCGAAGGUCACGCCCAUUCAGCCUGGGGAGGCCAUGCUCAUUCCCAAGGUCGGGCCAUGAGCCAGAGGGGCGGUUCCUCUUUUGGAUUUGGAGUGGCCAAUGGUGGACGCCGAGGACGGGCCUUGGGUGUGGGAUCAGGGACUUCCAUAGGAGGAAAUGCCAUUGGAAUCGGCAUCUCAAUGGGAGGUGGGCGUUUUCAAGGAUCCGGAGGACGAGGAAUGGCUCAAGUUAGAGGCAGUGCUAACAAAGAUCAACAGUCUAGCCAUCGAAGGUUAUCAUUGAAUUAUUUAUUAUAAUGACGUGGAAGUGAACAGCUAAAGCAAUACAUGGUUAUCACAUGACGGUUA